UUCGUGCAAUUGAACCAAGAAAUCGACGACAACGCUGCUAGUAGGGUUCGCAAACUUUUACGUUUCAUUUGUCGACGAGGAAGACGACUACUCUCCCAUUCAAGUUAAAACGGUAAUGGUGGCCAUUAUUUUUCGGGCAUCAAUCGAUAUUCAAAUUUCAGGAAAUCAUUUCUUCAUUGAUUUUGCACCUGUUGAGCUUGAGCAUCAUCUUCCUCUUGAUAAUCAUUCAGAAUUCUCACUUGCUUGUUUCUAUUACUAUUGCUACUAUUCUGUGGUCCCAUUAUUGAAAUUUGAAUAUUCACAUUGCAACCCCUUGGAGCCAUAUCUAAUGGCAUGGAUUCAGUCAAAUUCUUACUCUGGAACUCCUUUUUCCAUUUCAUUUAUUCUCCACCUUCCCAUACUAUUCUUUCGUCUGCAAAUGUUUCUGGCUUCUGUGCCUCCAUUACAGUUGCCGUGGGAGUUUAUCUUACUAGAUUCCUAAGAUGCCGAGGACAAGAGCAAGUGCUUCAGCAGCUAAUUCUGACAUCUCUGAGAAGCACACCAAACUUGAAAAUCCUGUUGAGUCAGAUGAGAAGGUGGACCUUGAUGGAGACAACGAUCUUGAGGAGGCAGUAGAUGAGGAGGUUGAGUAUGAAGAAGUAGAAGAAGAAGAAGAGGUAGAAGAAGUUGAAGAAGAGGAAGAGGUUGAAGAAGUAGAAGAUGAUGAAGAAGCUGCCGAUGGGGUUGAGUUACAAAAGGGACCAGAUGAUGAUGUUAAGAAACCAGCUGAUGCAGAUGAGAGUUUGGAAAAAAGUCAUGCCGAGCUUCUUGCUCGCCCUCCUCAUGGGUCAGAGGUAUACUUGGGUGGUAUUCCUCAAGAUGCUUCUGAAGAGGAUCUGAGGAGCUUUUGUGAAUCUGUUGGUGAAGUCAAAGAGGUAAGAAUAAUGAAGGGAAAGGACUCAAUUGAGAACAAAGGUUAUGCCUUCAUUACCUUUGGAACAAAGGAACUGGCUUCAAAGGCCAUUAAGGAGCUUCAUAAUAGUGAACUUAAGGGGAAAAAAAUCAAGUGUUCCUCAUCUCAAGCAAAGCAUAAAUUGUUCAUUGGUAAUGUUCCCCGGAACUGGGGAGAGGAAGAUUUGAGGAAGAUUGUAUCUGAGAUAGGACCUGGUGUUACAACUGUAGAACUGCUGAAGGAUCCACAAAACUCCAGCCGUAACCGUGGAUUUGCAUUCAUUGAUUACUAUAACCAUGCUUGUGCAGAAUAUUCAAGGCAAAAGAUGUCAAGACCAGAAUUUAAGCUCGAUGAGAACUCUCCAACGGUAAGUUGGGCUGACCCAAAAAAUGCAGAAUCUUCAGCUGCUUCACAGGUUAAAGCUGUUUAUGUGAAAAAUUUGCCCAAAAGCAUUACCCAAGAUUGCCUAAAAGAGCUAUUUGAACAUCAUGGGAAGAUCACGAAAGUUGUUCUUCCACCACCUAAAGCGGGACAGGAGAAUAGCAGAUUUGGUUUUGUUCACUUUGCAGAAAGGUCAAGUGCUAUGAAGGCUCUAAAGAACACUGAGAAAUAUGAAAUUGAUGGUCAAGAUUUGGAGUGCUCUCUCGCAAAGCCACAGGCUGAUCAGAAGCCUUCUGGAGGGCCAAAUUCACAAAAGCCAGGUCUACUUUCAAGCUACCCAACUCAUCUUGGCUAUGGUUUGGUUGGGGGGGGUGCCUAUGGGGCUCUAGGUGCAGGAUAUGGUGCUGCAGGUGGCGGACAACCACUAAUCUAUGGAAGGGGGCCUACUCCGGUUGGUAUGGCAAUGAUGCCGAUGCUUUUACCUGAUGGAAGGAUUGGCUACGUCUUGCAACAACCAGGAGCACAGCCACAUCCACCACCACCACAGCAGAGAUUUGGUAGGAGUGCUAGCGGAGGCGGCUCGAGUGGUGGAAGACGCGGUGGCGAUGGUGGACGAGGGCGUAACCGAUACAACCCAUAUUAAUGUAGACGAUGGCGUAGCUGGUGAUGCAACCCAUACUAUUUAGUUUGUUUUUAACGGAUGCAAUUAACGGGCAUUACAUAACCAUGACAGCGCUCUUUUCCUUGUAUUGUCUCCCGUAGUUAGGUGCCCUGAAUUCCGCUUAUUAUACCUUUCGGAGCUUGUCACUGGCUGGAUGUAGUUACACGUUAUGCUCUCUCGACAUACAUAUAUAUACACAUGUAUAUGCAUGCCGGACUAGUGGCGCUUUUUGGCGGCAUGGUAUUGACUAAAUGAUGAUGGCUGUUUAAGAUUUA
Messenger RNA from Diospyros lotus (date-plum), 2248 nucleotides. Its product is annotated as heterogeneous nuclear ribonucleoprotein Q-like. NCBI's taxonomy places the organism in Eukaryota, Viridiplantae, Streptophyta, Magnoliopsida, Ericales, Ebenaceae. The transcript has 9 exons. Gene Ontology annotation, molecular function: mRNA binding. The record is from RefSeq and is a predicted model, not a curated record. Bases 483 to 1955 code for a protein of 490 amino acids. Gene Ontology annotation, cellular component: nucleus.